Messenger RNA from Lasiosphaeria miniovina, 408 nucleotides. RefSeq names its product Prefoldin subunit-domain-containing protein. Gene Ontology annotation, biological process: protein folding. The transcript is spliced from 4 exons. The record is from RefSeq and is a predicted model, not a curated record. Bases 1 to 408 code for a protein of 135 amino acids. Gene Ontology annotation, cellular component: cytoplasm; prefoldin complex. Lineage: Eukaryota; Fungi; Ascomycota; Sordariomycetes; Sordariales; Lasiosphaeriaceae.
AUGAAUCGGCGCAUGUUGACGAGGGAGGAGGAGGAGGCUGCGGGAGAGGAGAUCGAGGUCCGCCGCGAGGACCAGGACAAGAUCAACAAAUUCAGCCGCCUGCACCAACACGAGCUGUCAAUAGAAGAGAAGUUGACCAUCAAGAACAAGGAGAAAGAGGAACUCGACGACGUCACCACUGAGCUCGAGCUUGCUGACGAGGACGAGACUGUCCCAUAUAAGGUUGGCGACGCCUUCUUCCACGUAUCACUACCUCAAGCCCAGGAGAUGUUAGGCGUCUCGUCCGCAAAAAUAGAAGACGAAAUCGCGGUGCUUGAGGACAAACUAGCCGGUAUCCGAGAUGAGAUGAGCGAGCUCAAGGUUGACCUAUAUGCGAGAUUUGGGAAAACAAUCAACCUUGAGACGUGA